Molecule: messenger RNA, 876 nt
Organism: Fomitopsis serialis
Lineage: Eukaryota; Fungi; Basidiomycota; Agaricomycetes; Polyporales; Fomitopsidaceae
Product: proline-specific peptidase
Exons: 4
Coding region: 1-876 (291 amino acids)
Biological process (GO): proteolysis
Molecular function (GO): peptidase activity
Source: RefSeq, a predicted model, not a curated record
AUGACCGACUCUGAGAUUACUGGGACAGUCGACUUCACGGCUAACGGGGAGACCUACCAGACCUGGUACCGCCUCCUAGGCGACCUCAACUCUGGCAAACGCCCCCUUGUUACGCUGCACGGUGGACCCGGCUUCGGACACGAAGCCAUGCUCCCGCACUAUGAGCUGCACAGAGCCCGCGGCAUCCCCGUCAUAUGCUACGACCAGCUUGGCAUCGGGAAGAGCACGCACCUCCGCGAGAAGCCGAAGGAGUUCUGGAGCGUCGAGCUGUUCGUCGACGAGCUGGCGAACCUCGUCGAGAAGCUCGGCAUCGCGGAGAACUUCGACUUGUGCGGCCAUUCGUGGGGCGGGAUGCUCGCCCUGUCGUAUGUGCUCGCGAAGCAGCCCAAGGGACUGAAGCGGAUGGUCCUGGUGGGAACGCCGUCGUCUAUGGAGCUAUGGCAGAAGGGGACGAGGGAGCUGCUCGAGGGCUUGCCGAAGGAUACACGGGAGACACUGAAGAAGCACGAGAGGGAGGGCACGACGGACAGUGAGGAGUACAAGGCGGGGAUGGAGGUCUACUUUCGCAAGCACAUGUUGAAAGUCGUCCCGGAAGACCCUACGGUGUAUUCGAUCAUGAACGGCCCUUCCGACUUCUACAUCACUGGGACCAUCAAGAGCUGGUCGGUGCUCGACGACCUGCACAAGAUCUCCCAGGAGACGCUGGUGAUCAACGGCGCCGACGACGAGGCGAGGGAUUUCGUCGUCGGUCCUCUCUUCUGGCGGAUCCCGAAAGCGAAGUGGGUGCAGUUCGCGAAUAGUUCUCACCUAGCGUUCUUCGAGGAGCCAGUGCGGUACUUCGAGGUUGUUGGGCAAUUCUUGACUACACCUGCAUAA